AUGGCCGCGUCGUUUAGCGGCAUCACCAAGGUGCAGAUGCGCAAGUUCAUGGACCAGUACGAGGCGUACGCCCGUGAAGUUAACAUCGCGAACGCAAAGCGCCCUGUUGGUGCUCACAUCCAGCGCACGCCGCUGAGCGCAUGCAUCGACCCGUUAUCGGUCGAGCGCAUCGCGUACUGGGAGAUCGGGAAGGCCAGUGAUGAGCUGACGGAGGAGGACUGGAAGGUUUUCUUCCUUGGUGCCAAGCACUACGAUGCUUUGGACAUGUCCAAGUUGGUCGCCGCGAUGGCCAAGCUUAAGAUGGACACGACCGUGCAGUCCGCCGAGUCCCGGGUGUCAAAAUUAGUCUAG
Aphanomyces astaci is the source of this 351-nucleotide messenger RNA. RefSeq lists its product as hypothetical. The transcript has a single exon. The record is from RefSeq and is a predicted model, not a curated record. NCBI's taxonomy places the organism in Eukaryota, Oomycota, Saprolegniomycetes, Saprolegniales, Verrucalvaceae. Bases 1 to 351 code for a protein of 116 amino acids.